UCUUACAAUUGGCGGUAGUUCGACAAAUUUUUCCAAUUCGGGUUUGACGAUAGAUGCCAUUUAAUAUAAAACGUUGAAAAUAAUAAUUUAACUUCCGGAAAAAAUACAAUACAAUCACAAAUAUACGUAUGUGCGUCAGUUUUGUAGUUUUUCAAAUAUUUUGAUAGAACAAUUAUUCAUUGUUAUUACAUCAAAGGGUUGUGGAUUAGCAAUAUGGUCUCGUGUCAUAAUUUCAAUAACUAUAUAUCGAUUGCUACUAUUAGUUUAAAUGCAAUUCUGAUCGCGGCUGUGCCUUCUGAGCUUAAAUUAGUUAAUGUGGUAUUUAGACAUGGCGAUCGAACACCCGAUAAUAAUGGUCGCGAAAUGUUUCCAAAUGAUCCAUAUGUAAAUUAUUCUUUCUAUCCGACAGGCCUCGGCCAAUUGACCACAGAGGGCAAGAAACACGAAUAUAGAUUGGGAAAAUUUUUGCGCUCUAGAUAUAAUGACUUUCUUGGUAGUUUAUAUGUGCCAAAACUUCUCGUAGCUCGUAGUUCGGAUUUUGAGAGAACAAAAAUGUCUCUACAACUUGUUCUUGCUAGUUUGUUCCCACCGAGAAAUGUACAACGAUGGAAUCCUCUUUUAAAUUGGCAACCAAUCCCGACAUUAUACGCUCCACGUGUUGAUGACAAUAUUAUUCUUCCAGAUGAGUGUCCACAAUUCCUCGAGGAAUACAAUCGAAUACUGAACUCGCCUGAAGGGCAAGCAAAGAUUGAUCAGUUCAAGGACUUGAUGGGCAAUUUGACGAGAUUAACUGGCAAGAACAUACAGACGCUAGAGGAUCUUUACUUUCUUUAUCACACUUUCAUAGCCGAAUCUUCUUUAGGAUUGCCUCUUCCUGAAUGGGCAUAUGACUAUUUUCCUUAUGGCCCAUUAUUUGAUGGAAUUGUAGCUUCAUAUAAUAUUAGUAACUUUACUCCUUUAAUAAGGAGAUUAUACGCUGGUCCAAUGAUCCGUGCCAUGACAGACAGUAUGAUAGCUGCACAAAAUCCAAAUGCUGCGCCGAAUACGAGGAUUUACUUAUACAGUGGUCAUGAGACCAACAUUGCAGGUAUGUUGCACGCGUUUGGUGUGUAUAAACCGCAUGUACCUGAGUAUUCUAGCGCAGUUAUUUUGGAAUUGCAACAGAUCCAGCAAGAGUAUUAUGUGAAGCUCGUAUAUUAUCGGGGCAUUCCACCAACUAUCAAAGAUCUUACAAUCCCAGGUUGUGACACACUGUGUCCUUUCGAUAAAUAUCUGGAUUUAAUUGACGACUUAAUCCCGUCUGACGAGGAGAUGAUUUGCGACAAGAGACAGACUCCGAGUUACGCUGGCACGGAAUAUCCUGCCGGUUUGCAGAAUAUUUUGGAGAAUUUAAUUAAGAGAUCAGCAAUCGAGAAGAGCGUUUAGUGAUGAUAUACAUGCCAUAAUAAUUAACAUGUCUAUAAAAUCAUAUGCAUUCUGCCAUAAAUAUUAUGAUAAGAUUUUUUCAUGGAAUCAUUCUUUUUCAUGUUUAUUUAUUUAAUCGCUAUUAAAUAUACUACGCAUUAAAAUUAAAGGAUUACUUUUAAUCGUACGAAAUAUACCUAGAAUUG
Trachymyrmex cornetzi is the source of this 1610-nucleotide messenger RNA. RefSeq names its product venom acid phosphatase Acph-1-like. Gene Ontology annotation, biological process: dephosphorylation. Gene Ontology annotation, molecular function: phosphatase activity. The coding region runs from base 214 to 1425 and encodes 403 amino acids. NCBI's taxonomy places the organism in Eukaryota, Metazoa, Arthropoda, Insecta, Hymenoptera, Formicidae. The record is from RefSeq and is a predicted model, not a curated record. The transcript is spliced from 7 exons.